UGAUCCACUAACUACGAAGCGAAGGCUGACUGGGGAAAAUGCAAAAUGACAUAUAGCAAAUGUCGGAGCAUAAUUCAUUCACAUUUUCGGCUCAAUUUUGGACUUAAAUCGCACCGCUGGAGCUCCAAUGUAACGAUGGCUCGUUAGGGCUGGUGGCGCAACUGCGAUUUUUUUGGAUAUUUUAAUUUAUGAAAAAUCACAUUCACAGACAAAUAUUGGUUUCAACAUGGGGCUGUGCUACAGUUUGCGUCCCCGGCUCUUCGGGGACCUGAGCGGCUCUAUUUCUAACGCUACCUCGGACUCGGACCAGCCUCCGGACGCCGCCGUGCCGACCCGCGCCGGGGGAGCUCGCCAGGAGGACACCGGGGGAUGCGGGGAGAGUUCGUCGCUACGCGGCGGCGGUGGUGGUGGUGGUGGCGGCGGCGGCCCGGUGCGCCCCGGGGACCCUGCUAGGCUCCCAGCCGGGGAGCACCGCCGUGGAGACACCGGUACCGACGGUGUGCUCAUACAAAACGGAGGUGGCGGUGGAGGAGGUGGUGGUGGCGGCGGCGGAGGAGGUAGCGGUAAGGGGACAGGGAAGGACCGCGGCCGACGCUUACAGCUGCUUCAAAAGACUAGCACCCAAAAGCAGAAAAACUGGGACAAAUUGCUGGUGGAGGAGAAGGAGGCCGAGAAGGAGGCGAAGAAAGUCAGUAAGAAUAUUGACAGGGCGCUGAAGGAGCUCAAACGGGAGUAUAAACAGACGCAUCGGCUGCUGCUGCUCGGUGCGGGAGAGUCCGGAAAAAGCACCAUUGUGAAGCAGAUGAGGAUUCUACACGUCAACGGCUUCAACGCGGAAGAAAAGAAACAGAAAAUCCAAGAUAUUCGGAAAAACGUGAAGGAUGCCAUAGUGACUAUAGUGUCUGCGAUGAGCACUUUAAUACCCCCAGUCCCGCUAGCCAACCCAGAGGACCAAUUCAGAAUCGAAUACAUCAAAAGCAUAGCACCUCUCUCUGACUUUGACUAUUCACAGGAGUUCUUUGAUCACGCAAAGAAGCUGUGGGACGAUGAAGGAGUGAAGGCAUGCUUUGAGAGGUCCAAUGAGUACCAGCUCAUCGACUGCGCACAAUAUUUCCUGGACAGAAUUGACUCCGUAAGACAGAACGACUACACACCAACGGACCAGGACCUGCUACGCUGCCGAGUGUUAACUUCAGGGAUUUUCGAGACGAGGUUCCAAGUAGACAAAGUGAACUUUCACAUGUUUGAUGUUGGGGGCCAGAGAGAUGAAAGGAGAAAAUGGAUCCAGUGCUUUAACGACGUCACUGCUAUCAUCUUCGUGGUGGCCAGCAGCAGCUACAACAUGGUAAUAAGGGAAGACAAUAACACCAACAGGCUACGGGAAGCCCUGGACCUCUUCCGCAGUAUUUGGAACAACAGAUGGUUACGCACUAUAUCGGUCAUAUUAUUCCUGAACAAGCAGGACAUGCUGGCUGAGAAAGUAUUAGCUGGAAAAUCCAAAAUUGAAGACUACUUCCCCGAAUAUGCUCGCUACACCAUACCAAAUGAAGCAACUCCCGAACCCGGCGAAGACCCGAGAGUGACGAGAGCUAAGUUCUUCAUCCGAGACGAGUUUCUUCGGAUCAGCACUGCGAGUGGCGACGGCAGACACUACUGCUACCCGCACUUCACCUGCGCCGUGGACACAGAGAACAUCCGGCGGGUGUUCAACGACUGCCGGGACAUCAUCCAGAGAAUGCACCUGCGGCAGUACGAACUCUUGUGAUGGGAGACCGCCUCCGUCAGCCUUCUGUGUUUUUUCUCCACCAUUCUGCAUCCUUGACGAACCCUUCCUCCUCCUCCUCCUUCUCCUCCUUCUCCUCCUCCUUCUUCCUCCCUUUACCCCUCACCCCUCCUCCCUCCCAAAGAAACCCUCAACAAACCCCCCUGACCACCCCUCCUGUCGAGGACUAUGAAGUACUACUGAAGUGUGUCAAAUCCUCUUCCUCUUCUUAACUCCUUAGCUUUUUGUACUUCUUUUUUUUUUUUCGAUUCAUCCCCAUUUCACCGACGUGAAAGGAAGGUUGGGGAACAAAGUUGUUGCGUGCCGCUUAUUUUUUUUUCUUCUUCUUCUUCUUCUUUUAAUCCUUCCUUUUUGAAUGCCUUGAUUUUUGUCAUUCCACUAAGCCUUGGGCUACCUCCUUUUUUUUUUUUGCCCCUUUUGUGUCCUUCUGUUUUUUGGCUUUGUCAUUGGACCUGGACUGAUGGGUGUGGAUACAUAAAAAAAAACACACCUACAGGACCUCAGUGUAGAGGCAGUGUGUGUGUGUGUGUGUGUGUAUUUGUGUGUUGUGUGUAAUGAAGAGAAGGAGGAAUGCCAUGUGAAUGAGCGCAUGCGUGUGUGUUUAUGUUUGUGUGUCACCUGCCGGUUCAAAGCUGGCAUCACCACCAUGACCUUUGCCCCCUUCCCAACCCGCUGCCCCCCCACCCUUUUUUUUUUUUUUUUUUGCCCCGUCACCCCCUCCGACCUGCUUCUUCUUCUCCUGGACGGCGACGAAACCGGAGGAGUGGACGGAGGGGAACCGAGUGGAUGAAGAGAUAAAUGCACUUUGCAUCAGGUUCCUUAAUAACUUUUUUUUUUUUGGUUGUUUUCUUUUUUCUUUUCUUUUUUUUUUCUCGGUUGUUGUUGUUGUUGUUGCCGUUGUUGUUGUUGUUGUUGUUGUUGUUGUUUUUUCUCCAGAGGAAGCAUACACACAAUGUAGCAUCACAAUAUUUAUUACCCUGUCACGAUGUUAGCUUGCCGAGCUGCAGGGUGCACCAAGCAGCCGAGAGACAUGUGGAGCGAAAGAUUAAAGAAGUGGGAAGGAAGGGGAGGCAGGAAACACGCCGCCGACGAUGACGCCGCCGCCGCCGCCACCGCCUACGACAUGAAGAAGGAUUUAAAUGAAGGAAAAGGGACUGAGCUCUCUCUGCACCUUAGCCCUGCUGCCUCCACGGACUCGGACUUGCCUCCUUUUUCCACACAAACCAUCCUUUUAGCUUAGAGAUACUGAUGGGAGGGGAGGGGACGGGAGGGACGGGUGGGCCGGGAGAGAAAAAUGUAUUGUUCUCUUUUUUUUUUUUUGGUUUAUUUUAUUUUAUUUUUGGUUUUGUUUUUUUGUUAACUUGUACACUGUGCAAGGUUGAAUUAUCCUGUACAGACUGUAAAAUGUAAUAUUAUUUUGUACAACUUAAUUGAAAGAAAAACAAAUCUACUUGUAGAUCUUCGUGCCUUGAUUAUGGCUGUACCUGUAAAUGAGCUCAGAUGUAAGUAUGUUUUCGACUGCGCUGUACAGCUUGAUGUCAAUCUCUAUCAGCAGCGGAAGACUGCGGGUAGGGGACUUUCUCUGUAGAGUUUAGUUUUUUCUGGUUUAUAAAAAAAAAAAAAGGAAAUGCUGUUUAGUAAAAAAUAAAAAAUAGGGAAAAAAUCCUAAAAACCUGUAUACAUUAUGCAAAUUAACCACUUACCUGCAGUGAAGACCAGAUGUUGCAGCGCCAUGCCUUUUUUUUUUUCUUUUUCUUUUUUUUCUUUUGUUGGUUUUCUUUUUUCCUCCUUUUUAAUUUUAUUAUUAUUAUUAUUUUUUUUUUGAAUUUCACAGCUUUAAACAAACAUUGGAAAUCCAUUGAAAGUGUCCAAAAUUGCAACCUGGUGUUGUUUUAAUAGGAACCAACGUUUUUUCGAUAUGAAGUGUGUCUGAGAUCUGUACUGAUGUGCGUGCCUGUGCGCAUGUGUACAUAAAACAAACAUACUCACAGACGCAUUAUGUGUGUGUGCGUGCGUGUGUGCGUGCGUGUGAGGGCGAGUGUGCGUUGUGUGUAAAAUUUUAUAAAUGUAUGUACAUGUAAAUUUAUAGGUCUAUAUAAAUAUAUAUGUACAAUUAUACAUGUUUAAUUAUGUGUGUGCCUAGGUGUACAUACCUAUGUAUGUAUACGGUAAAUAUGUAUACAUACACACAUAGGAAAGCAUGUUUAGAAUGGAGAUGAAUAAAUGAGAGCGUGCAAUAUUAGUAAUUCUUUGGUCCUUUGGAGCCAUAACCCAAUGGCACAGGCACUAUGAAUGUGUGAGCAGCACCCAACAAGACAAGCUCUUCUCCUUGUACAAACAGCAUCAGCCUUUUCUUCUGCUACAGUACACGUCUAUCCCCAAAAGAGAGUGAACUGACUGGAGGUGCAAAAACCUUGUUUGGCCUGGGAGGAUGAUUAAAUGACAUUUUUAUUUUCUUUAAAUAAAGAGGCACAUUAGAGGACUUUGCUUUAUUUCCA
Molecule: messenger RNA, 4281 nt
Organism: Larimichthys crocea (large yellow croaker)
Lineage: Eukaryota; Metazoa; Chordata; Actinopteri; Sciaenidae
Product: guanine nucleotide binding protein (G protein), alpha activating activity polypeptide, olfactory type
Exons: 12
Coding region: 227-1765 (512 amino acids)
Biological process (GO): adenylate cyclase-activating dopamine receptor signaling pathway; sensory perception of chemical stimulus
Cellular component (GO): heterotrimeric G-protein complex; cytoplasm
Molecular function (GO): G protein-coupled receptor binding; G-protein beta/gamma-subunit complex binding; GTPase activity
Source: RefSeq, a predicted model, not a curated record